This is a messenger RNA of Fomitopsis serialis, 4394 nucleotides long. RefSeq lists its product as uncharacterized. NCBI's taxonomy places the organism in Eukaryota, Fungi, Basidiomycota, Agaricomycetes, Polyporales, Fomitopsidaceae. Gene Ontology annotation, molecular function: guanyl-nucleotide exchange factor activity. The coding region runs from base 1 to 4080 and encodes 1359 amino acids. The record is from RefSeq and is a predicted model, not a curated record. The transcript is spliced from 10 exons. Gene Ontology annotation, biological process: regulation of ARF protein signal transduction.
AUGUGCGUCGCUGGCGGAGGCGGGCUUGACACACGCGACUCUGCGACGCGGCCUGCCAAUCUGGCGUCCCUCUUCAGACAGCCGUCGCCGCGGUCGCCUGCACCGCCCUCCGCAUUCCCCUCUGGUCUCCACGCCAUCGGGCCCAGCGACAUCCAUGCCUCCCGACGCACCUCCCGCUCCGAUUUAGACUUUGAACAGGCUCUGCGCGCAGGCGGCACCGUCGUCCUCAAGGAGAGCCUCGACGCCCCGUAUACCCGCCACCCCCACCAUCGUGCCCCCACCCCCUCUCCCGUCGCGAGUCCCCACCCGCCGCCGUCCGCGUCCUCGUCCACCCGCUCCAACCUGGCGCCGUCGUCGUCCUCGUCGACGGCGGACUUUCUGCCCGAGGAGCCGGACGGCGAGUACCACACCAAGCGGCGCUCCAUGUAUCGCUCGCCCGGCACCGCGAGUAGCCCGGACCUCGCGACCCUGCUACGUAAAGCGAAGGCCCGCGGCUCUGCUCCCAGCGACGGCAGGACCCUCGACUCACCGACGACACCCAGCAGGCCCGAUGCAUAUCAAGGCCAGCGGUUCUCGACGUCGUCACCGGCGCCCUCGCCGCAGGUGACGCCUGCGCCGAAGGGCAGACUCAAGCCGAAUCCGUUCAUGGACCUCGCUCAUGACGGCAACACGAGUGCAGAGUGGGUCAUGACCAGCCCGGCCAAGAAUGCAAAGUCUUCCGUCCGCCAAAAGACGUCUGCUUUCCUGGGCAAGAUGCUCGGCCAGUCUAGCACCCGCGAACGCUCACGAACCAUCACAUCAUCGCCGUCAACGACAUCUGUCGCAUCGUAUCCGUCCACGCCGCUCAUGGACGCGUUUACACCGCCCGUGCCUCCCAUCCCGCCAAAGCACCGGCAGAAUUUUGUCUCCCCUCGCACGGAUCCGUCGGACGUGUUCAGCGACACGUCGAGCGUCAACAAAAGUCUGCCGUCGGCGCCCUCGGACGCGGACGACGUCUCGCUCGUGAUGGUGGAGCGGUCGCGCUCGCCUUCGCCGACAACGACGCUCCGGCAGCGGCCGACCUCGGCCUCAAAUCACACUCGGACAGCGAGCCGCGGGCACAAGCGGCGGAGCAUGAGCGUAAGUGACGCAGACGUUCAGAAGGCGAUAGCGGCUGCACAGGGCGCAGGACCGUCAACGCCCGCCCGCGCAUCGGGCGAAGGUCGCCGGCCGGAGGUAUGGGGGCGUACUCUGAGUGGCAUUAUCUCUGACUUCCGCGGUGAGCUCUCGCAGCUCGAUACCGCGACAUCACUCGACCUGCGCGAUCCGACGACGCCGGCGCGCCGACCUGCACUCGCCGCUCUGCGUGCACAGAGCGACGGCGCGACGAGCAAAGAGGACAGCCCCACGCGGCCGACGUUAAAGCCGAUAGUGUCCUCGCCUGCGAAGAUGCUGACGCCUACGUUCAACCUACAACCUGCCGAGGCGAGCAUGUCAGGCGACAUGACCGCCUCACCACCGUCACUCCGUCCGGUCUCUCUGCAGCACUCGCCUAUCCGUGCACGUUCAGGUUCGGUGAAUGCAGGCCCGCCCCGCGUGUCGUCGCUCAAGUACGGCCCACGCUCGCCCCAGAUGCGCAGCGGGAGCGGAUCGCUCGCGUCCGUCAGCAUGGGCAUGGGUGGCGCAGGGACGGAGCGUCUCCGGGCGCAGCACCGCUCGACGGCGUCAACGUCGGAACCGUCGCUCGUACCUGCGUCGGACAUUGGCGGGGAGCACAUUACGCGGUUUGCGCUGAGCAGCGCCGGCGCACGAAGCUCGCCGGUCAAGGGCUCGGGCGAGGAUAGCACGGACCUGGAUGCACGGGGACGGGAGCUGGCGGAGCGAUGCUGGACGGAGGACGAGGACUUCAUGGCGAAGGACAAGAUCGCGGAGUGGCUCGGUGGGCAGAGCGUGAUCAACAAGACUGCGCUCCGGCAUUACAUAGACCACUUUGACUUCUCGGCGCUGCGGCUAGACCACGCGUUCAGGCGGUUGUGCGCGAAGCUCUUCCUCAAGGCUGAGACACAGCAAGUCGACCGGAUUCUGGACGAGUUUGCGCGGCGAUACUUUGAUUGCAACCCCAGUAGCAUCUUCGGCAGUGCCAGUGUCGUCCACGCCGUCACGUACUCUCUCCUUCUCCUCAACACCGAUCUGCACGUCGCCGACCUCGCGACGCGGAUGUCCCGCGGCCAAUUCGUGCGCAACACCUUGGGCACCAUUCAGAUGCAGCUGCAGCCGAACCAGGGCUCAAACAGCGACCUCUCAUAUGACGAUUGGACGAGCUUCCGCGCGGGCUCGGAUAGCGACGUCGCCGGGGCAAAUGCCACGCGGCGCGCGAAACGCAGCGACAGCAUCGCGAGCUGGAACAGCAUCGGCACGCGCGAGGGCAUGUCCAACCCGGUGACGUCCGCAGGGACGUCGAGCGGCCAGUUGAGUUCGGCUUCGGACGGCACAGGGCAGCGGCCGGUGAAUGGGAGCGAGGUGUCGGUGGCGUCGGGCCAGGAAGCGAGGGUGGCUGAGCGGGAGUCGAAGGCACCGGAACGGGAGCCUGCGCCUACGGCUAUUGUGCAUGACCGGAAUUGGGAGUCGGAGGUAGAAAGCCUGUUGAAGGAAAUGUACAAUGCCGUCAAGAGCCAGCAGAUAUUGCAGCCUAUUGGCAGCGCACUGACAGCCCGGUCCUCCACCUCUUCCCUCAGCCCGCACCACGGUGCGUUACUACGCCAACGGAGCCUGCGCGGCCAGCAGGGAGACCGUUUGGCCAACCUCAAGCGGGGAAGUAUACGCGGUCUGCAGUCGAUAUUGCACGCACAGUCGGGCGCCAGUCCCUACAGCAGCAACAGCAGCGUCGACGGUCGGGCGAGUCCUGCACCAAGUUUCGCCAACUCGAUUGAAGGCUUCCACGCCUCAACAACAUCAUUCCUCACCCCCGCGAUGGGCUUCGCAUCCAAUCUCUCACAUACCAUAAUCCGAGAGACUCAGGAGGAUGAUUCUCACAGCAUGGAGAGCUCGGAUUCUGGUACUGACGCCAGUAUCACGGACGAAGAGCUUGCUCUUCUCGGGCCUCCAUGGGCAAAGGAAGGUAUGCUCUGCCGUAAGCAGUACUGGGAGUGCACUGGGAAGAGGGCGAAGUCGAAGUCGUGGAUGGACGUCUUCGUCGUCAUACAGAAGGGCGAACUCAGUAUGUUCGUCUUCGGAGAACAUGCGCAUGGCGCAUCGCAUGUCGUCGGCGGCGGUAAUUGGCUUGAAAACGCACACCCGGUGGGUAAGCUGGUGCUUGCCCAUUCGCUCGCACACGCUCUCCCGUCUCCGGGGUACAACCGUCAGCGGCCACAUUGCAUGGUUCUGACCUUGUCCAACGGAGGUGUCUACUUCUUCCAAGCGGGUACCGAAGAGCUUGUGAACGAGUGGGUCUCGACAUGCAACUACUGGGCUGCGCGGCAGAGCAAGGAACCCUUGAUCGGCGGCGUCUCGAACAUGGAGUAUGGCUGGAAUCGCGUGUUGGAUCCCGUCACACGGGUGCGGUCCGCGUCCGAGGACAACUUUUCACAGCGCGAGGACAACGACGACGGUUUCAGCAUCAGGAGCGGCCGGAGUGGGCGGAGCCGGAUGAAGGACCUUGCAUCGACUGUUCGGGCGGACAAGUCGCCCUGGGCGGAUAGGACGUUCAUCAACGAAUGGAAGCCGCCUAUGCCAUCCACGGUACCGAGUAAUCACGAUGAGGAGACUCAGCUCGAGGCGCUGCAGAAACACGUCGCGUAUCUCAAAACGGAGCUCAAGCAACAUAAUGAGCUGAGGUCGCCCAUGACCAACCUAUACCGGCCUCGCUCCGCAAAUGCUGAUAAAUCCCUGAGUAACUGGGAGAAGAAAUCCCAGUACCUCCUGACCGAGAUUGUCAAAUACGAGUCAUACAUAGACUCGCUGCAGGCGGCGAUGUCGCUUCGAAUGAAGAAGAGAGGGGAGAAGGCGCUUGAGCGUGCGCUCGUUGUCGCCAGUCCGACGGACGACGAGCCUACGGACACUGUGAAAGCGAAGUGGAAAGGGCAGCCUGAAGGGAGACGAUAGAGGAAAGGGAAGAACCGCCUCCAAGUGCUGGCUUGUCUCCAUCUCCAUCUCCAGGCAUGCACCGGAGAGAACAAGCCGAGGUAGGCGACGGCGACGUCAAUAACGACUGAUCUUAUGCAUCAGGUUUCGUGCAUGUUUUCGUACACAUCUUGCAUAUUGUUGCCAUACUUACCAUUCUGUCAUGCUAGUAAUUGUAUGUUAUUUGAGCUUGUGAAGUGCCCAAUCCGCGCAUGCAUAUGUAUAUGUUUUCAUGGUCCAGCCAGUAGACGUGUUGUUACUUUGCCAAGACUACUCGAUGUGGCAUUCGUUCGUGC